AUGUCAGUUACUUCGAAGACGCCGGAGCGGAAAUGCAACUUCAUCCAAGGGCUCAAAGAAGAGCCAACGAAACUACUCCUAAGCAGACCACUCCUCAAACUGUUCAAGGCCAAACGCGGUCCACCAGCGCCUAGAAGAUCUACGCGAGCUACGGUUGCACCCAAGCGCUUGCGGUACAACGUGGUUUUCCUGGUGCUGACGUACGUGGUGCCUGUAGCCACCAUGGCGGUCACCUACACGCGUAUGAGCGUCGUCCUGUGGGGCAGUCGCUGCAUCGGAGAGUUCACCGAGCACCAGCAGAACGCCCUAAGGAGCAAACAAAAGGUGGUGAAGAUGCUGUUCACGGUGGUUGUCCUCUUCACGGUCUCGUGGCUCCCUUACCACAUCUACUUCAUCUACGUUUUUCAUCACCCCAAGGUGGCCUACGUAGACUACAUCCAGCAUGUGUACUUGGCCAUGUACUGGCUGGCCAUGUCGCACGCGAUGUACAACCCCAUCGUCUACUACUUCAUGAACAAGAGUUUGUACAUACCCUCGCUGCAGCACGUCGCCACUUAUAAUACAGCUCUCCACGCCUACACAGACAAAUAUCAAGCAAAAAUCAACUGA
Molecule: messenger RNA, 609 nt
Organism: Ixodes scapularis (black-legged tick)
Lineage: Eukaryota; Metazoa; Arthropoda; Arachnida; Ixodida; Ixodidae
Product: tachykinin-like peptides receptor 86C
Exons: 4
Coding region: 1-609 (202 amino acids)
Biological process (GO): G protein-coupled receptor signaling pathway
Cellular component (GO): plasma membrane
Molecular function (GO): tachykinin receptor activity
Source: RefSeq, a predicted model, not a curated record